AACCAAAUAAGGAAAUGACGUCCUCCGCGUGCAGAAGAUGGUCUCAAAUAGAGAACCGAGGGUCGGACCUCGGACCGGGUGAGUGAGAGGCGGAGGAGGCUGUGGAACGAACUGCGGACUCCAGAACAGGAUGGGUGACAUAGUAGAGGAUGAGGCCACCUUCUACUCCAAUGCAGAGGACUACUGGAGGGACAUUCCCCCCACAGUGGACGGCAUGCUGGGAGGCUAUGGUGGCAUCUCCAGCAUCGAUAUCAAUGGAUCCAAGGCUUUUCUUCAGAAGUUCAUUGGUGAAGGAGAAGGGAAGACGGGGACAAGCUGUGCUCUGGACUGUGGAGCAGGCAUCGGCAGGAUCACCAAGCGUCUACUGCUUCCACUGUUCAAGACCGUGGACCUGGUGGAUGUGACCCAGGAGUUCCUGGACAAAGCCAAGGUGUACCUUGGGGAGGAAAGCAAGAGAGUGGGGAACUACUACUGUAGUGGCCUGCAGGACUUUUUACCAGAGACUGGACGCUAUGAUGUGAUCUGGAUCCAGUGGGUCAUUGGUCACCUGACUGACAGCCAUCUGGUGGACUUCCUGCAGCGCUGCCAGAAAGCACUACGGCCAAAUGGCAUAGUUGUCAUCAAGGACAAUGUGUCUUAUGAAGGAGUGGUUCCUGACGAGGUGGACAGCAGCAUCUGCAGAGACCUGGAAAUAGUCCGCAAUCUGGUGGGCAAAGCAGGUCUGCGCAUUGUGCAUGAAGAGCAACAAAUGAACUUCCCAAAGGAGAUCUACCAAGUGCACACGCUGGCACUCAGAUAGGGAAAAGGAGCAGAGUAUUUUGAACAUCCAAAUAAUGUUUUUUCUAGUCAGCAAUCAAUUUAAUGACUGUUUUGGAAAUGAUAUGAAGCGUGUUCAGUGUCAGUAUCACUGUUGGGUUGGUGCUGGGUUAGGUGGCCUAACAGUAUGGUCACAUGACACUUGUGUGUUGAAAACACUUCCUCCCCUCACAUCAAAUGAAGCACAAUAAUGUGUUUAGUGUUUCUGUAUCGUCACUAGGCAGCUUCAGGACUCACAGUUCACACAGUCAUUAUUACAGUGCGUCACCACCCUGUUCAGUACAUUACACCCCAGACCCAAAACUACAGCCUUUCUCAGACUUUACAAUGUGUGAUCCCUGCAGUCAAUGUUAAUUUAUUAUCUACAUCAAAUCUGUGAUGCUGCUUUUUUCAAUGAGCAGGAUGCUAAUGCGACUCUCCUGUUCUCUACUGGAUGCAGCAACAUCAUAUUCUGGUUCUGCAACUCAAAUGUUAAAUGGAAAUGAUUAAGAAGUAGAGCAUCCUCAGGAGAUGCAUUUCCAUUGAUGACCCGUUUUGUUUUUACAUGUAGGAGACCUUGUAUUUACAAGUGCAACACAAGGGUGAGUGUGAUGGCAGAUACUCUGUGGUUCUACUCAAGUUGUAAUGACUGUAUGUCAUCUCAUAUCUCAUGUUUCAUAACUGUUUUUUUAACAGAAGGAAGUCUGCAGCACAAAUGACUGAAUAAUCCUUCACAAAAUUACUGACUUGUUCAUUGAGAUUCAGUACAGCAUUUAGUGUGGCAGCUGCAUGCAGUGAAAGACAGAAACUACACCAGCGGAUGGAGUGGUGAUGUUGUGUACCUCAGGGAAGACAAAAGAUAAAGGACAACAAACAAGGACACAUGUUUCUUUUCACCUAUUUUUCUGGUAUGUUCAUGUGUAAAGUUUGUCUGGGCUCUUCAUUAAAUGCUUAUGUUGGUAA
Molecule: messenger RNA, 1758 nt
Organism: Sphaeramia orbicularis (orbiculate cardinalfish)
Lineage: Eukaryota; Metazoa; Chordata; Actinopteri; Kurtiformes; Apogonidae
Gene: ntmt1
Product: N-terminal Xaa-Pro-Lys N-methyltransferase 1
Exons: 4
Coding region: 131-799 (222 amino acids)
Biological process (GO): N-terminal protein amino acid methylation
Cellular component (GO): cytoplasm
Molecular function (GO): N-terminal protein N-methyltransferase activity
Source: RefSeq, a predicted model, not a curated record